ACCAUAUAUCAGAGUUAUUACAAUCAAUAUGCUUAAAAUAUCCAUCUUUCAAUUUAUUUUCAUUUAGAUUUCAAAUGCCGGUUUCUCUCAUAACUACAUCACUGUAUAUUUUGCUAAAAUUAAUUGAAUGUCACGCACACAACAAUGCCUAACCAUGGAAGAAUAUUCGAUGAUCCAUAUCCCUAGACCAUGUUGCAAACUGAUAUUAUUUUCAUAACAAUCAACAAUGUAAUUUCAACAAUUGACAUUCAAUAUUACGUUAUUAUUCAAUAUUUUGCUACAGAUGUUGCAAAUUGUCUCUUUUUAGCAAAUUAUUUUUAGCAAACUUGGUAAACAUCAGAAACCAUAUUUGACAGUUCAAUCAGUCUACUCCGAUUGCACGAAUGCAUCUGUCAUUGCACUUUAUAACCUCUGUAUAAAAAUUAAGAAAAAAAAUGAUUUCUUCAACAUCUCUUCAUCUCUUGAAUGCAAAAUAUUUGUUUAACAUUUCUUUUAGCUAAAGUGUGUAAAGACAAUUUGCACAUAGGGAAUUUCGUAGUUUAGCACCAGUAGAGACACAACUAAAAGCGCAUACCUUAGAUUUAUUUUUAUGCAUAUUUACAAGUUACAAGCUAAUAGUUGUCACUUUCACGUGUUUAUUACACUGAUCAUACAAAGUUGUUAGUAACUAAAAAAUUACAUUUAUAUAUAUCUUAAUUGCGUUUUACAUUUAUAUACAACACGAAAUAUUUUUUAUUUACACAUAACAUGUCAGAUUUUAUCGAGAAUCAAGUUCAAUUAUUGCUUGCCGGACAAGCAUUAGAAAAUGAUGACAUAUGUAAUGUACAUACUUUGGCGAGUGACACCAUAGGUGCAAAAUCAGGUCAACUAACAGGAUAUGUUCCAAUUUGCUUAAAAACAGUGACAUACAUAGUUGCUGCUGUUGUUAUAAAUGAUCAAGGUGAAGUUUUAAUGAUGCAAGAAGCGAAAGCUUCUUGUUCCGGAAAAUGGUACUUACCAGCUGGUAGAGUGGAGAAGAAUGAAAACCUUAUAAGUGCUGUGAAAAGGGAAGUUUUGGAAGAGACAGGUCUAAUAAUAGCACCAACAUCUCUAAUAUUGGUAGAAUGUGCAAACGGUACAUGGUUUCGCUUUGUAUUUACUGGAGAUAUAGUUGGCGGUGUUCUAAAAACACCUGAUCAGGCAAAUGAGGAAUCAUUACAGGCAUGUUGGACACGAAAUAUAAAUGAUUUGCCACUAAGGUCUAAUGAUAUCAUAUAUCUCUUAGACAGAGGCAGAAGUUAUGUUUCAAAUAAAUCUACUUCUCAACAUCCCUAUUUAAUGCCUGUGAUUAAACCGCAUACAAAAUUAUUGUUGAGAGUAGUAGUCACAUCUAAAAAAAGGGCAACGAAUAGAUUACAUGUGCUUAUAUCUGACACUGAACAAUAUAAUCCACCAAUUUGUGAAAUUAAUCCAAAUCGUAAUUUACUGUCUACUUUGCAUAAUUUUAUGACCGAAAUAUUCGGAAGCGAUGUAGCACCACAUAAGCCACAUGGUUUGUUGUCUGUAGAAUUUAGUGGUGGACAAGGAGGAGAUGGUCUAUGCUUGACAUUAUUGGUAUCCUUCAAAUUGCCUUUGGAAGACGUACCUAUAAUUGGAAAAUAUAUUUGGCAUGAACUUUCUGAAAAUGUAGCAGAAGCUCUUUCAGCACGUCUACCACGAAACAUGACUGUUCCUUUAAAAGUCGUACGUUAAUUGCAUAACUGUUUCAGUAAUUAUAUUUAUUUAAUGCAAAUAAGCAGUAUAGUAAAGAGGGCUCAAAGAGGAA
Molecule: messenger RNA, 1804 nt
Organism: Nylanderia fulva
Lineage: Eukaryota; Metazoa; Arthropoda; Insecta; Hymenoptera; Formicidae
Product: 8-oxo-dGDP phosphatase NUDT18
Molecular function (GO): 8-oxo-GDP phosphatase activity; 8-oxo-dGDP phosphatase activity
Source: RefSeq, a predicted model, not a curated record